AAAUGAGAAAACUGGGGCUGGGGGUGUUAAUUUGCCCAACCCCUUGGUUUCUAUGAGCGAGUUCUCUUGACUUUCAUUCUCUGCUUGUGGGUGGAGGGCCCUUCCCUCCCUGUUGAGCCGGCCUCUGGAUAAGGAUCCCCUGACACACAGCUUCAGGAAGCCCCUCCCUACAGUUUCUUAUCCUCUGUGGGAAGUUCAUCCCCCUGUCUUACUUCCAUUCUGUGAGGUGGGUUAAAGCUCAUUUUGAAGAAUGGCCCCAGAAAAAGACCCUGAGAGGGAGCUGAGUCUGCUAAGCUCCUUUUGGGGGUUCUUACAGGACCCCUCCCCCUCACACUACAGACUUCCUCUCUGUGACAGAUUCAGGAUGGUUCCCUGUUCCUGCACCCUUAAACCUCUUGCUAACCCCCUUUUUCCCAAAGAGGAGCCCCACCUCCUCAGACCAAGAGGCUGGCCUGUGCUAUUUCUGUCCUUUCUGGGCUUCUUCUGAGAACAGAUUCUUGUUUCCCAUCUGAUUCAGAUGUGAAACUUUUCCCGCAGCCUCCCCUCUCACCCAGUUCCGGUAGGCUGGGUCUCUGCCUCCCCACUCUCUUCUUCCUGCAGCCAGGCCCCUCCCCAAAGUUCUCUCUGGUCAGUCGCUUAGUUCUACUGGGAUCUGGAGGAGGAAGGCAGGGGCCAAAGAGGAAGUUAUCCCCGCUUAGGGGCCCUGGGGCUCCCGGGGUCAAGAUUUUGAUGCUGUGAAGCAGGAAACUUUGAUUCCCAUGGCAAACCCUGUUCCUGUUCAGAGGAGCCACCUUCAGGGCCCCAUCCUCAGGCUGCGCUACAUGGUGAAGCAGUUGGAGAAUGGGGAGGUAAACAUCGAGGAGCUGAAGAAAAAUCUGGAGUACACAGCUUCUCUGCUGGAAGCCGUCUACAUAGAUGAGACACGGCAAAUCUUGGACACGGAGGACGAGCUGCAGGAGCUGCGGUCAGAUGCCGUGCCUUCGGAGGUGCGGGACUGGCUGGCCUCCACCUUCACCCAGCAGGCCCGGGCCAAAGGCCGCCGAGCAGAGGAGAAGCCCAAGUUCCGAAGCAUUGUGCACGCUGUGCAGGCUGGGAUCUUCGUGGAACGGAUGUUCCGGAGAACAUACACCUCUGUGGGCCCCACUUAUUCUACUGCGGUCCUCAACUGUUUCAAGAACCUGGAUCUCUGGUGCUUUGAUGUCUUUUCCUUGAACCGGGCAGCAGAUGACCAUGCCCUGAGGACCAUUGUUUUUGAAUUGCUGACUCGGCAUAACCUCAUCAGCCGCUUCAAGAUUCCCACUGUGUUUUUGAUGAGUUUCCUGGAUGCCUUGGAGACAGGCUAUGGGAAGUACAAGAAUCCUUACCACAACCAGAUCCAUGCAGCUGAUGUUACCCAGACAGUCCAUUGCUUCUUGCUCCGCACAGGGAUGGUGCACUGCUUGUCAGAGAUUGAGGUCCUGGCCAUCGUCUUUGCUGCAGCUAUCCAUGAUUAUGAGCACACGGGCACUACCAACAGCUUCCACAUCCAGACCAAGUCAGAAUGUGCCAUCCUGUACAAUGAUCGUUCAGUGCUGGAGAAUCACCACAUCAGCUCUGUCUUCCGACUGAUGCAGGAUGAUGAGCUGAACAUUUUCAUCAACCUCACCAAGGAUGAGUUUGUAGAGCUCCGAGCCCUGGUCAUCGAGAUGGUGUUGGCCACAGACAUGUCCUGCCAUUUCCAGCAAGUGAAGACCAUGAAGACAGCCUUGCAACAGCUGGAGAGGAUUGACAAGCCCAAGGCCCUAUCGCUACUGCUCCAUGCUGCUGACAUCAGCCACCCAACCAAGCAGUGGUCGGUCCACAGCCGCUGGACCAAGGCCCUCAUGGAGGAAUUCUUCCGCCAGGGUGACAAGGAGGCAGAGUUGGGCCUGCCCUUUUCUCCUCUCUGUGACCGCACUUCCACGCUGGUGGCACAGUCUCAGAUAGGGUUCAUCGACUUCAUUGUGGAGCCCACAUUCUCUGUGCUGACUGAUGUGGCAGAGAAGAGUGUUCAGCCCCUGGCGGAUGAGGACUCCAAGUCUAAAAACCAGCCCAGCUUUCAGUGGCGCCAGCCCUCUCUGGAUGUGGAAGUGGGAGACCCCAACCCUGAUGUGGUCAGCUUUCGUUCCACCUGGAUCAAGCACAUUCAGGAGAACAAGCAGAAAUGGAAGGAACGGGCAGCAAGUGGCAUCACCAACCAGAUGUCCAUUGACGAGUUGUCCCCCUGUGACGAAGAGGCACCCCCAUCCCCUGCUGAAGAUGAACACAAUCAAAAUGGGAAUCUGGACUAGCCCUGGGGCUGGCCCAGGUCUUCAUUGAGUCCAAAGUGUUUGAUGUCAUCAGCACCAUCCAUCAGGACUGGCUCCCCCAUCUGCUCCAAGGGAGCGUGGUUGUGGAAGAAACAACCCACCCGAAGGCCAAAUGCCAGAGAUUUGGGGUUGGGGAAAGGGCCCCUCCCCACCUGACACCCAUUGGGGCGCACUUUAAUGUCCCGGCAGCAAGAAUGGGGAACUUCAGGCUCCCAAUGGUCACUGUGCCCAUCCCUUAGCCUCUGGAUUCUCUUAAUGGCCAGGUGGCUGCCAGGGAGCGGGGAGCUUUCUGGAGGCUUCCCAGGGCCUUGGGGGAGGGUCAGAGAAGCCAGCCCCCUGGGACCUCCCCCAUCCUUUUUGCCUCCAAGUUUCUAAGCAAUACAUUUUGGGGGUUCCCUCAGCCCCCCACCCCAGAUCUUAGCUGGCAGGUCUGGGUCCCCCUUUUCCUCCCCUGGGAAGGGCUGGAAUAGGAUAGAAAUCUGGGGGUUUUCAGAGCCCUAUGUGUGGGAAGGGGAGUGGGUUCCUUCAGGGCAUGGUACCUUUCUAGGACCUGGGAAUGGGGUGGGUAGGACAUCCUCUUCACCCCAGAAUUGCACUGCUUCAGCCCCAUCUCCAGCCUGAUCCUCUGCAAUCUUCCUUCUCUCCUUUUCUGAUACAGUGACUGGGAAAAAAGGAGCCAUUGUGACCAGGGGCUGCGGGAGGCCUGCCCUGGGACCUUCCUUGGGACUGGUCUGGGACCCUGGGGCUUGUCACCUGCCCUGGCUGAGUCCUGAGCCCUUUGCCUCCUUCCUCUCGCCUGGGGCUGGGAGGCUCCCAUCCGACUAAUGUCUGUAAUGUGCUUUGAGAUCUCCCCAGCAAAGCACCUUCAGGAUGUAUCGACACCAGCUGGGUUAGGGUCAAGGGUGCCUGGGGAGGGUGAGGUAUAAUCCAGUAAUCCUGCGUUGCUAAAAGAGAGGGUCUGUCCCCUCCUUUCCACUUCCCAGAACUGGCCCAGCUGCAGGCACUAAGAAGCUCCUCCCCUGAGACAAGUGAGGGGUGGUGGGUGAAAGGCAGAUGGAGGAGGGGCUCAGGGCUGCUGCCUUCCUGUCCUCUGGAGAGAACCCAGCCAGGCGCGGUGCCCCUUCCUCUCCUCAGGCUCCUCCUUGCCCCCACCUUGCCCCGGGAAAGGCCAAAGUCCAGGUGACUGCCCUCCUUCUUUCCUGUAAAUACCAACCAUGCAUUUGUACAGUGGGCCCUGUUCAUGCAAAAUCCAUAUCCAUGGUCUCCUAGACCUGCUACCCUGAUACUUCCACCCUACCCCACCCCGAGUAGGGCAGAGAUGCAUGUGACUCACCCCUGCCCUUGGUCUCCCAGACCCCUGCUAUAGCCAGAGAACAAUAAAGAAGGGAGACCAGGCC
Messenger RNA from Macaca mulatta (Rhesus monkey), 3724 nucleotides. RefSeq names its product phosphodiesterase 1B (gene PDE1B). Gene Ontology annotation, molecular function: 3',5'-cyclic-nucleotide phosphodiesterase activity. The record is from RefSeq and is a predicted model, not a curated record. NCBI's taxonomy places the organism in Eukaryota, Metazoa, Chordata, Mammalia, Primates, Cercopithecidae. Gene Ontology annotation, biological process: signal transduction.